Argentina anserina (silverweed cinquefoil) is the source of this 856-nucleotide messenger RNA. RefSeq lists its product as uncharacterized. The record is from RefSeq and is a predicted model, not a curated record. The transcript is spliced from 3 exons. Lineage: Eukaryota; Viridiplantae; Streptophyta; Magnoliopsida; Rosales; Rosaceae. The coding region runs from base 122 to 628 and encodes 168 amino acids.
AUGCAACUAACAAAUAUCUGCCCACUUCUAAACCACCAUUCGUACCCCCAUUUUCUCAUAUAAUUCCCAAACUUUUGUGGAAACAAAAGAGUGGCAAGGAGAAACUAUACAGAAGAGAAUAAUGGAGUGUUGUGGGAGGCCUAACAGGAGUGACGCUCAUUUGUCAAAAGAAGAAGAAGCAAAGAUUGAGUCCGAGACAAGAGAAUACUUCGAUGGAGUAACGCCCAAGCGUCACACGAAACCUCAACGCAGCGAACAUGCGUCUCAAUAUGUCGAUGUUCUCUCUUUGGAUGAUAAACAAGAGCCUAUUCCUGAACUUGCUGAGUUCCGACGACUCGAAAAUGAUUCACAGCAGAAAUUGGUUGUCAAUGGAAGUGAGGUGAGUGAGGAAUUUGUGGAGACAGAUUACUACGAGGAUCUGAACUGCAUUGACAAGCAACACCACACAACAGGAACAGGGUUCAUCAAGGUACAAAACCCUAGCGACAGAGGUUACCGCCUUGAACCGGAUUCAGACACCAGCAUUCACGCCUCUUGCCAAGGCAACCCAGCAACUAACGACUGGGUACCAGAAGCUGCUAAUGCAGUACCUUUUGGUUCAGGCAAGCCAGGCAGAAGUGACAACUAGGGAGAAUGUGAAUUUCCAUCACCUUAUAAGAGAUCUGCUAAUUGCUGCAGAUUUCUCCCUGCAAUUUGUGACUUUGUAGACCCAUUGUUGUGGCCAAUAAGUUUAUGUUUAAUCACCUGUGUGCCAUGAAUUGAUGAGGGUAUGUAAUAAAGAGAGCUUUAUAUACUUCUUCCAGUUACAAGAGACUGGAAACAGCUGCUGAAUCUAUUCAUAUCAGAAAUUACUGCA